This is a messenger RNA of Lycium ferocissimum, 3375 nucleotides long. RefSeq lists its product as uncharacterized. Lineage: Eukaryota; Viridiplantae; Streptophyta; Magnoliopsida; Solanales; Solanaceae. Gene Ontology annotation, cellular component: intracellular membrane-bounded organelle. The record is from RefSeq and is a predicted model, not a curated record. The coding region runs from base 13 to 3156 and encodes 1047 amino acids. The transcript has a single exon.
GUUCUUGGGAAAAUGUCUUUUUUUCCUUCUUAUUGGACAAUGGGCGGUAUUAUUAUCUGGUUGAUGUUGCUGUCAGUUGAUUUUGUUAAUUCUUACAUGGUAGAUGGAGAGUUAGGACCUAGGACUAGAACUUCUAUGACUUACAAAUAUGAAAGAACUGAUGAGGUCAAGAAAGAAUGUGCUUCUGUUUUAGCCUAUGCUUCUGAAUUGAAACCUGAUGAUGAUAACAGAAUCUAUAGCAUAAAACAAGAAUUAUCUUUUAUGAAUGGUGAUUGGUGGCAAGUGUCCAAUGGGGUUUCAGUAAUGCCUUUUGAUGAUAGAGAUUCAAAGAGAUCAUCAGAUCGUCGAUCCCCGUUGAACUUAGUUUCAUUCUGGGUUACUAAUGUCGAUCGUGCCCAUCGGAUUAAAAGGUCUGUGAGUGUGAGUGGAAUAUUGCAGAUUGGUAUUACCCUUGAUGGCUUGUUUUCGAGUAAACCAUUCGAAAAAAGUCCUCAUUUUGAUAUAUGGCCCAGUCAUUCCCAGCUUUCUGUGUCUUUCGAAGGAGUAUACAUUGAAUCGAAAAAAAGUCGAGAAGAAAGAGUGAUGUGUUUGUUAGGAUCCACCAUGUUGCCUUCUCGUCAGCAAGAGUCUACUGAUCCAUGGGAGUGGGUAAAGGAAUCGGGUUAUACUAAUCAGCCACCACUUAUGCAAGAUGAUCGAAUUUUACUCGUGCUUCAUUAUCCUAAAACAAAUACAUUGACAAAUAGAGCUAUUCUAGGAACCAUGAAAAGCUUAAACCCAAAGACCAGUUUUAAAUACUUUGAUGAAGUUCAUAUGUCUUCUUGGCUCGGAACUUCAUCAAAGUAUGAAUUUGGGUCUGAAAAAUUUGUGUCAAAAGCUUGUGAUCCGUACCCGUACAAAGAUAGUUUGAGUACUGAGAUAAAUACAUAUAGAGGGCUUGACUUUUGUAAUAUUCUUCAAAGAUUCACUCACCAAGAAGCCUUAACAGUUGUGCCAAACUGGAAAUGCAACGGUACGGAUGAUUUUUGCAGUCAAUUGGGUCCGUUUAAAUCAGACAAGGAGAUAAAGGCCACGGAGGGGGGUUUUAACGACGUCAAACUUGUCCUUCAAGAUGUUCGAUGUGAUAAAAUCACUUUCAAAGAUAAUGCCACUUUUUCUUUAAGGAUCUCUUCCAUGUUUAGAGUGGUUUCUCCAUUGGAGAAUCAGUUCACCGCAGCACAAAGGACUGGGCUUAAUAACAUGACUCUUUCGGCUGAGGGAAUCUGGAAAUCUUCCAAUGGACAGCUUUGUAUGGUUGGUUGCCGUGAAGAUAGCAACUGCGAUUCUCGAAUCUGCUUGUAUGUUCCCCUCUCCUUUUCUAUAACACAAAGGAGCAUAAUUAUUGGCCAUUUUUCCAGCGUUGAUGGAAGCAGUAGAAGUUACGUCCCUUUAUCAUUUGAGAAACUGAUCCGCCCAGUUGAGCUGUGGGAUGAAUAUACCGCUUCUCGCCCAUACUACAAGUACUCAAAAAUCGAUGGAGCUGCUACAGUCCUUGAAAAAAAUGAGCCCUUCAACUUUGGUUCAAUGUUUAAGAAAUCACUGUUGACAUUCCCAAAACUGGAAGAUGCAGAUUCUUUUCCCAUCAGCCUUUCGAUUCUUUCUGAAGAUCUCUCUCUUCACACAUCGGCAGUUGCCUCUGGUUCAGCUAACCAAAGAGUUGAAAUUGAAAUUGAGAUUCUUUCUCUUGGUCCAAUGUUUGGGCCUUUGUCAAAUGGUUCGAUCGGUGAAAAAGAGAAUACUUAUCAUGCUAAGGCUGAAUACACAGAAAAACAGCUUCUUUUAAAUGUUUCUGCUCAACUGAUUGUCACUGGGACGUCAUACAACAACAUCUCUUCGCUUUUUGUAGAGGGGCUAUAUGAUCCACAUGUCGGAAAGAUGUACCUCAUUGGUUGCAGGGAUGUUCGAGCCUCCUGGAAAAUCCUAUACGAAAGUAUGGACCUUGAAGCUGGAUUGGAUUGUCUAAUUGAGGUGGUUAUAGCAUACCCACCAACCACUGCUCGUUGGUUGGUCAAUCCGACAGCUAAAAUAUCCGUAUCCUCUCAAAGGAAUGAGGAUGAUCCACUCUAUUUUAAUCCUGUGAACUUCCAAACUUUCCCCAUUAUGUACAGGAAGCAGCGAGAAGAUAUUCUUUCCCGCAGGGGCGUAGAGGGAAUUCUCCGUAUCUUGACCCUCUCUCUGGCACUCUUUUGCAUUUUCAGCCAAUUAUUAUACAUCAGAGAUAAUGCGGAAUCGGUUCUUUAUGUCUCGCUUGCCAUGCUAGGUGUCCAAGCUCUUGGCUACGGCCUGCCAUUGAUCACAGGUGCAGAGGCUUUGUUCAAAAUGAUGGGUGCUGACGUCAAUGAGACUCCAUCUGACGAUCUUGAUAACAGCCAGUGGAUCCGUCUGAUCGAUUAUACCGUCAAGGUUCUUGUGCUUGUUGCCUUUUUAGUAACAGCAAGGCUCAGCCAAAAGGUGUGGAGAUCCCGUGUAAGAUUACUGACAAGGAGCCCUCUUGAACCACAUCGUGUUCCAAGUGACAAGUGGGUAUUUCUCAGUACACUGGUAAUACAUGCUGUUGGAUAUAUUGUUGUUUUGUUUAUGCACUCCUUUAAUACAAGUCAGAAACCUCUUCAUGCUGAACAUUACGUAGAUUCCACUGGAAAUUUCCACACAUUGAGGGAAUGGGAAACUGAGUUGGAGGAGUACAUGGGUUUGAUUCAAGAUUUCUUUUUGCUUCCUCAAGUAAUAGGCAACCUUGUUUGGCAAAUCAAUUGCAAACCACUCAGAAAGCUAUACUAUAUCGGGCUUACAUCCGUUAGACUUCUGCCUCAUGUAUAUGAUUACAUCAGAUCUCCUGUUCCUAAUCCCUACUUCUCUGAAGAAUACGAGUUUGUGAACCCCCGGUUUGAUUUUUACACCAAGUUUGGAGACAUCGCCAUACCGGUGGCUGCAGUUCUUCUGGCAGUUUUAGUGUACAUUCAGCAGAGGUGGAAUUAUGAGAAGCUUAGCGAAACGCUUAAACUGGGAAACAUUAAGCUUCUACCAGUGGGGUCCAAAGUAUAUGAGAGGUUACCUUCUGCUGAAGCUGAACUUACCUCGGGGGUAAAUAAUCACGUCAAAGACCGGGAUGUCAACUGAGUGAGAUUUUACUGACUUGAUGAGUGAGAUUACUCUUGAAAAAGAAAGUUUACUGACCUGUUGUAUGUACAUUUCGAGCAGUUUUAUCGAGUCUUGCAGAAUUUUGUUUAUUUUCUCAAAUAUGCUUUCACCUGUCUGAUAAUGAGGCACAUAAUUUACUAAAAGUCCUGUGGUACUCCAGUUAUUUCAAUAUUUUAACAUGUUUAUUAUUGACGGCAA